Molecule: messenger RNA, 864 nt
Organism: Adineta steineri
Lineage: Eukaryota; Metazoa; Rotifera; Eurotatoria; Adinetida; Adinetidae
Source: the annotation of a GenBank genome assembly
AUGCAAGUAAGUAUAAAAGGCGCUUCGCUUGUUGCUUAUGACAAUUGUAUUCAACAAAGUCGUUUCGAAAAUAUAAUAAUAUUUGGUGAUUCAAACUCGGAUACAGGUAAUGUUUUUAAAUUAUCUAAUUAUACAUGGCCACUAUCACCUCUAUAUUAUGCUGGACGAUUUUGUAACGAUCGCAAUUGGGUUGAUCAACUGCAAGUACGUGGAAUAAAAAAUUAUGCCUAUGGCAGUGCAACGACCGAUAAUGAUCAAGUACAAGGCUACACAAAGUUUAGUACUCUUCUUGUUCCUGGAGUUAAUCAACAGAUUGAUAAAUAUUUCAAUGAAUACAGCUCAAACAUCAUUAGUUCUCAAAAGACUCUUCAUAUCAUCUGGGCUGGUGGUAACAACGUAAUCUUCAAUCCAGCACUACCUAUACCUGAUAUUGCAAAUAAUCUAACAAACUUAGUGACAAAGUUAUGUGAAAACAAUGCCAGAUAUGUUCUAAUAUUCAAUCAAGUACCAGCUCAAUAUAUUCCUGAUGCUUUAACAAUUGCAAAUGCUAGUAUUUUAGAUCAAAUGACAGCAGGAUUCAACUAUUUUAUAACUAGUAAUCUUCAUACAAUUCAACAAGUUCAUACACAAGCAUCAAUUAAUAUAUUUGAUGUUUAUUCACUUAUCUUGAAAGUUAUUACACAAAAUACUGGUUACUUUGCAGAUACAACCAAUAGUUGUUGGAAUAGUGUGAAUGCGACUACAAUCAUAGAAAAUUGUCAGAAUCCUAAUAAAAAUGUGUUUCUUGAUAAUGCACACUUUACUUAUACUGUUCAAGAAUUAAUUGCUGAUGUUGUUCGAAAAUUUUCUUUUGCCUUCAUAUGA